Anguilla anguilla (European eel) is the source of this 1867-nucleotide messenger RNA. It is a transcript of the gene prps1a, whose product is annotated as phosphoribosyl pyrophosphate synthetase 1A. Gene Ontology annotation, cellular component: ribose phosphate diphosphokinase complex; cytoplasm. NCBI's taxonomy places the organism in Eukaryota, Metazoa, Chordata, Actinopteri, Anguilliformes, Anguillidae. Gene Ontology annotation, biological process: ribonucleoside monophosphate biosynthetic process; 5-phosphoribose 1-diphosphate biosynthetic process; purine nucleotide biosynthetic process. The transcript is spliced from 7 exons. Gene Ontology annotation, molecular function: ATP binding; magnesium ion binding; ribose phosphate diphosphokinase activity. The coding region runs from base 200 to 1162 and encodes 320 amino acids. The record is from RefSeq and is a predicted model, not a curated record.
ACGCACUCGCUCGCGCAUGGCUAGGCGUACGGUAGUGGUCAUGAUGGUGGAGAGGUAGCUGGAACGAGGCAUUUAACUGGCAGAGCUCUGACCACUGACACAUGUUAGACCUUAUCAUAUUUUCAAAUCGUUAAGCAAUACGCGUUGGAUAUACCACCAGCUGUAGCUACCUUUAACCGAAGCCCUGGAACGCCCAAAAAUGCCAAACAUAAAGAUUUUUAGCGGUAGCUCUCACCCGGAUCUCUCUCAGAAGAUCGCAGACCGCUUGGGACUCGAACUUGGAAAGGUCGUCACUAAAAAAUUCAGCAAUCAAGAAACGUGUGUGGAGAUAGGAGAGAGUGUGAGGGGGGAGGAUGUGUACAUCGUCCAAAGUGGCUGUGGGGAGAUAAAUGACAACCUCAUGGAGCUGCUGAUCAUGAUCAAUGCUUGCAAGAUUGCCUCGGCGUCCCGCGUCACUGCUGUCAUCCCCUGCUUCCCCUACGCCCGACAAGACAAGAAGGACAAGGUGGGGAGUCGUGCGCCCAUCUCCGCCAAGCUGGUGGCCAACAUGCUGUCUGUUUCUGGAGCUGACCACAUCAUGACCAUGGAUCUCCAUGCAUCACAGAUACAGGGCUUCUUUGACAUCCCCGUAGACAAUUUGUAUGCUGAACCGGCUGUACUCAAGUGGAUCAAGGAGAACAUCAACGAGUGGAAAGACUGCACCAUCGUAUCUCCAGACGCUGGUGGUGCCAAGAGAGUCACCUCCAUUGCGGACAGACUCAAUGUCGACUUUGCCCUCAUCCACAAGGAAAGGAAGAAGGCCAAUGAGGUUGACCGCAUGGUCCUGGUGGGGGAUGUAAAAGACCGGGUUGCCAUCUUGGUUGAUGACAUGGCUGAUACUUGUGGCACCAUCUGCCAUGCUGCCGACAAGUUGGUGUCGGCUGGUGCCACUAAAGUGUAUGCCAUCCUGACCCACGGAAUCUUCUCUGGCCCAGCCAUCUCUCGCAUCAACAACGCCAGUUUUGAGGCUGUGGUUGUGACCAACACCAUCCCACAAGAGGACAAGAUGAAACAGUGUUCUAAAAUACAGGUGAUUGACAUAUCGAUGAUGCUUGCUGAGGCCAUCCGUCGGACACACAACGGCGAGUCUGUCUCCUAUCUCUUCAGUCACGUUCCCUUGUAACCUGCCUUCCCUACUCCAGGAGAAUCUGCCACAGCUUUAGCAAAGGAGGCGCCACUCUACCCACCCCAUUCCAACAUGCCCCCCCCCCCCCCCGAACCAGCCCUUUCCCUGUUCUCCUUCCAUUUUCUGUUACACGGAUGCUCAGCCAUUGGGCAUGUUGAUCGUUCAGUUACUUCUUUGCUGCUUUCUAGGUCCUGCUUAAUUACUUACAUGUUCCUCAUGUCGGCUUUUUCAAAUUUGGGGAUUUUGCGUUGUAUAAACUUUUUUGUUUCUAACAUUUUUUUAAGAUGUUUUGAAAUAAAGCCAUGUGUACAGGCCUGCAGUAAUGCUUCUAUAGGUCUGUGUGUACAUCAUUGUGCAAAGUGAAGCUUGAUUUCCAGAUUGCUGUCAUGCUUCAGGAUGGCAUUAACAGUCUCUAUUCCAAGUGCCCUUAAUCUCUCCCUUCAUGAUUUAUGUCAAAUCCAAUAAAUAAAUUAUUAAGAUGCAUGAUUGUAUUUAACCAGGUAUUCACAGCACUACUUAAAUAGCUGUUACAUUUUGUUGUGAUUGUCCUGGAAAUAUCAUUCAAUGGACUGUGUUUCCACUUGAUGCAUGUCAUGUGUGAGCAAAACAAAACAAGAGGUUCCCCCUCUUCAUGGUCCUUUAAAAGUGGCCCUUUCUUCAUAUUCUCAGUAGAUUUGAGCAGUACCCACAUGGCUGUCAGAU